ACCGAGAGGAGAGGAGGAGGAGGAAACGAUCAAGGAGCCGGGACACGGGACAUUGGAACAUUGUCAACAGAAAGUGACAGUUGCAGAAGUACCGUCCAUCAUUCUUAUCAAAGCACGCCGGGUGGCACUAAAGACAUUGCUGUGGAGAUCUUUGAGUCGAAGCAUGGAUUCUCAGCAAGUGGACAUUGAUGGAAGUGUUCUGGAAGGGGUACUGUAUUCAUACUAUUUGAAGGUGGACAAAUUUUAAGAAUGGCUGUCUCUCUUAGUGCAAUUCUGAAAAUUCCAAUUCGGGUGAAGAGUAUUCGUGCAGGAAGGGACAAACCAGGUUUACGAGCACAGCAUUUGAAAGGAUUAGAAGUGGCUCGUGAUAUCAGUGGUGGAAAAUUGUGGGGAUCUUCCCUGCACUCAACUGAAAUUGUUUUCCAUCCCGGUCAUCUCCUGGGAGGAAAUUUUUCAGCUGACACUGAAACAGCUGGAAGUGUCAGUCUACUGAUCCAAGUCAUUUUACCCUGUGCACUGUUUUCUCCUUCACCUGUUCAUCUCAGUCUUCGUGGUGGGACAAAUGCUGAUAUGGCUCCGCAGAUAGAUUAUACUGUGACAGUUUUUAAAAAGCUCCUGGAAAAGUUUGGUGGAAAUUUUGAAGGCUGUAUUGAGAAGAGGGGUUACUUUCCACGGGGUGGAGGACUUGUUCAUAUGAAAAUUGAUCCAGUGUCCCAACUGUGUCCAGUAACUUUACUGGAUUUAGGACAAGUGACCCGUGUGUGGGGAAGAGCGUUUGUAGCGGGAAACAUUCAUGUUCAGGAGGCAAAAAAAAUGGCUGAACUAUGUCAAAAUGAAAUAAAAUCUGCAUUAGGGAAUAUUCCUGUGGAGAUAAUUGGCUACAAAGAAAGCCCACAACAAGCUGUUGGAAAUGGUUCUGGUGUCAAUUUAUUUGCUGAAACAAGUACGGGUUGCAUAUUAGGAGGUUCAUCUCUUGGAAAAAGAAAUUUAAAUGUCCAUGAAGUAUCGUCUCAAGCUGUUAAAGAACUUAUUGAUGCAUUAAAAAGUGGUGCUUGUGUAGAUACUCACUCACAAGAUCAGGUAAUAAUUCUUAUGGCUUUGGCUGCUGGUAAAUCAAGUAUCAUGUGUGGCCCCAUCACUUUACACACUAAAACUGCUAUUCAUAUUGCUCAAAUCUUGACUAAGGUAUGUUUCCAUAUUGAAGAAUGUUCAGAUGGGAGAAGUAUUAUCAGCUGUGAAGGGAUUGGAAUGAAAGCAGUGUCGUCAUCACCAAUGGAACAUUAAUUUUUGAAUUUUUCCCUUGUAAUAAUUUUGGAAUUUUUGGAAAAGUAACUGCUUAUUCUGCGUGACUUACAUUAACGACUGUGAUGGUUAUAUUUGAUCUAGUCUCAUAAUUUAUUGUUUGAAUUGAUGAGCAACAUGGAUGAUGAUUGAUUUAAAAUGUAUUUAUUAGCGUUGUGGUAAAAAUUUGAACAACAAUAUUUUUUAAAGGCGGAUA
This is a messenger RNA of Frankliniella occidentalis (western flower thrips), 1498 nucleotides long. RefSeq names its product RNA 3'-terminal phosphate cyclase (gene Rtca). Gene Ontology annotation, cellular component: nucleus. The transcript has 9 exons. The coding region runs from base 250 to 1284 and encodes 344 amino acids. Gene Ontology annotation, biological process: RNA processing. The record is from RefSeq and is a predicted model, not a curated record. Gene Ontology annotation, molecular function: RNA-3'-phosphate cyclase activity. NCBI's taxonomy places the organism in Eukaryota, Metazoa, Arthropoda, Insecta, Thysanoptera, Thripidae.